AUGAACAGCACAUGUAUUGAAGAACAACAUGAUCUAGACCACUAUCUGUUUCCCAUCGUUUACACUUUUGUGGUUAUAAUCAGCAUCCCAGCCAAUAUUGGAUCACUCUGUGUGUCUUUUCUGCAAGCAAAGAAGGCCAAUGAACUAGGAAUUUACCUUUUCAGUUUAUCACUCUCAGACUUGCUGUAUGCAUUGACUCUCCCUCUGUGGAUUAAUUAUACCUGGAACAAAGACAACUGGACUUUCUCCACGAAUUUGUGCAAAGGCAGUGCUUUCUUGAUGUACCUGAACUUUUACAGCAGCACGGCUUUCCUCACCUGUAUUGCUAUCGAUCGCUAUUUGGCGGUUGUCUACCCACUGAAGUUUUCUUACCUGAGGACAAGAAGAUUUGCAUUUAUGGUCAGCCUCGUCAUUUGGGUAUUGGAAACAAUCUUCAAUGCAGUCAUGUUGUGGGAAGAUGAAAUCUCUGUUGAGCGUUGUGAUGCCGACAAGUUGAAUUUUACUUUAUGUUAUGACAAAUACCCUUUGGAGGAGUGGCAAAUUCAUCUCAAUUUGUUUAGAACAUGUGCUGGCUAUAUAAUCCCUUUGGUCAUCAUUAUGUUUUGCAACCAGAAAGUCUAUAAAGCUGUGCAGCACAAUCAAGCCACCGAAGAUGAGGAAAAGAAGCGAAUUAUAACACUACUCGUUGGCAUCACACUGACUUUUAUCUUGUGCUUUACUCCCUUCCAUGUUUUGGUACUGAUACGCAGUGUUUUAGAGAGGAAAGCGAACCCUAAUAAGGGUAUAUUUGACCUCAAAUCUGGGAAGCAGACUUACAAAAUAUAUAGAAUCACUGUCGCGUUGACAAGCUUAAAUUGCAUUGCUGAUCCAAUUCUCUAUUGUUUUGUAACGGAAACAGGGAGGUCUGAUAUGUGGACUAUAUUUAAAUUCUGUACUGGAAAGCUUAAUAAAUCACAAAGACAAAGAAAAAGCACACUUUCCAUGUCUACAAAAGAUUCUGUGGCAUUAGACAUCCUAGAAUGA
Molecule: messenger RNA, 1023 nt
Organism: Chrysochloris asiatica (Cape golden mole)
Lineage: Eukaryota; Metazoa; Chordata; Mammalia; Afrosoricida; Chrysochloridae
Gene: GPR65
Product: G protein-coupled receptor 65
Exons: 1
Coding region: 1-1023 (340 amino acids)
Biological process (GO): G protein-coupled receptor signaling pathway
Cellular component (GO): membrane
Molecular function (GO): G protein-coupled receptor activity
Source: RefSeq, a predicted model, not a curated record